Messenger RNA from Zeugodacus cucurbitae (melon fly), 1361 nucleotides. RefSeq lists its product as uncharacterized. The record is from RefSeq and is a predicted model, not a curated record. The transcript has 2 exons. Lineage: Eukaryota; Metazoa; Arthropoda; Insecta; Diptera; Tephritidae. Bases 375 to 1220 code for a protein of 281 amino acids.
CAAGAUAUGCUGUUGUGCCUGACUCCAUUGAAUAAAUCAGGAAAAUUUGGAAUUCCACACAUAAAAACAAAAGGCAGACAUACACCUGAACAGGAUUAGACUGGUGCAAUGCAAACGCAGCAGGCGGCCGAUCAUUAUGGAUUUCAGCAUAACCUUGGAAAUGAGGUAUAGAUGAAAAUACUCGGAAGUACGCGCGGAUAUUUCCAGUCUAGACGUUUAAAUAUACAUCGUUGUAGAAUAUCCUUGCAGUCAGGAUAUUCGAGUCAAUAAAUAGGCAUAGUGCAGUUCGGAGGCGAUCAGUCGCUUUGAAAUUUCCGAAGCAGCACAACUUUGAGAACACAGCUCCUUUGACGAUCUUGACCAAUUGCUGAAAGAUGACAAACUCCAUUUUACUCAAGGGAUUCGCGCUCAUACUCUUGUUGAACGUAAGGACUCUGUACGCAGUGCCACUGGAUACAGAAACGAAUGCGCCACAAGUUGAAGCCACCGAGACAAAUGCAGCUGAAGCACCAAAUACAGAUGUCAAUCAAAAUGCAGCGUCCGUAAAUCAGACUGAACUAGAGGCUGCUGCUAGCGAGCAAAAACCACAAACUCUAACAGCGGCAAAUUCAGGCACUACGAAUGGCGAUGCCGCAAGCUCCAUAUACGCUAGCUUCCUGACACCCGAAGCUAUUCAGCAGUAUAUCAAUCAAUUUGGUGCGGCCUAUCCCGGUUAUGCCGCUUAUCCGGCACCCAUUGGCUAUGCGGCUGCUGCGCCUCCUCCGCCACCAGCUGGCGCGGGCGCCAUCUAUCCGGGUCCAUAUGUGGUACAGACUGGCUAUGAGGGUUACUUAGUGCCUACCGCCAAUACCGCUGUUGAAACCACUCAUAAUAACAAUAGCAAUUCGCUUCUAAGUCCUUUCACCUAUCUGACGAAUCUCUUCUCGGUGAUGAUGAUGUCGGCCCUAUUUCGUGUUGUGGCCACAGUUCUCGGUGCGAUCGGCAUGAUAUUCUUUGGUGGCGCUCUAUCUAGAUUCGUGUGCAGCUUCACACCACUUUGUGACGUCACCACUACAGCUGUGGAGUAUUUGAAGAGCGACAAUGUGGAACGUGUGGGACGCAUGAUUGCCGAGGGUAUGACACCGGAACGUGUGCGACGUGCUACAGCCUUCGUACAGAACGCUAUACGCAAAUAUCAAGAACUGCAGAAGUUUGUGGGAAAUGACGAGAAGAAUGAUUAAGAAAUUUGUGGGAAGUGAUGAGAAGGAUGACUAAAUCGCAAUAAUAUAACCGUAGAAAAUAUAAUUCAUUUCAAUAUGCAUAUGUAAAUAAAUCAUUCUAAAAUAUUAGUGAGGUAAUAGAAUAAUAUUAUGUUAUAAAAU